This is a messenger RNA of Scomber japonicus (chub mackerel), 1033 nucleotides long. Its product is annotated as mucin-2-like. The transcript has 4 exons. The record is from RefSeq and is a predicted model, not a curated record. Lineage: Eukaryota; Metazoa; Chordata; Actinopteri; Scombriformes; Scombridae. The coding region runs from base 170 to 979 and encodes 269 amino acids.
UGUGUGUGUGUGCGUACAUAAGUGUGCAUGUGUGUGUGUGUUGUCCAGCAUAUGCUCUGUUGUGUUUCUUCUUCUUCUUCUUCUUUGCGAAUGAAGAUCUGGCUGCAGACUCUGAGAACUGGUUGACGUCAAUGCUACUACUGCAUUCAACAGAGCCGACCAUCAGGAGAUGAGCACUUCUGCAGAGCCGACCAUCACGGAGACUCCUACUACUGCUCUUCCUGCUGCUCCUCUUGCUACUUCUGCAGAGCCGACCAUCACGGAGACUCCUACUACUGCUCUUCCUGCUGCUCCUCUUGCUACUUCUGCAGAGCCGACCAUCACGGAGACUCCUACUACUGCUCUUCCUGCUGCUCCUCUUGCUACUUCUGCAGUGCCGACCAUCAUGGACGCUUCUACUACUGCUUUUCCUGCUGCUCCUCUUGCUACUUCUGCAGAGCCGGUCACCAUGGAGACGACUCCUCCUGCAGUGCCGACCAUCAUGGACGCUAUUACUACUGCUCUUUCUGCUGCUCCUCUUGCUACUUCUGCAGCGCCGGUCACCAUGGAGACGCCUCCUCCUGCAACGCCGACCAUCAUGGCCGCUACUCCUCAACCGAUGCCUGCAGAGACUUCCCCCAAAGCACCUCUGCUUAUUCCUGCGAAGGUCUCGACGCCGGUCUACGGUGUAGUGGAUAACCAGGCCGGAUAUGAUGCAGCUUUAAUUGGAGGAGUCGUUGGCGGUGUCUUCGUGCUGCUGCUGCUGCUGGUCCUCAUUCUAGCGCUGCUGCUCUGGUGCCUGUCCAGACGAAAAGGCUCAUAUGAAACCAACGAGAUGUACAUCCUCGAAGAUGAAGAUUAUGCUGAUGUUGGUGAUGAAGAUGAUGAUGGGGAUGAAGGUGGCAACGAUGAUGAUGAUGAUGAUGAUGAUAAUAAAUCUGCCGGCUCUGAUACAGCGCUCCAAAUUGAAGAACCUCUAGAGAUAAAAGAAGAGGAGUAAAGAGCAGAAAACAUGUCAAAUAUGGACUAUUGUAGCUUUUUUUAAUUUUAAUUU